AUGUUGGCUGCAGGCCAUAUAAACAGUGAAAUCGAGGACGAAGAAGUGAUGGAUGAAAAUUGCCAAGUGACAGAGGUUCGGCGAAAGAUCUGGCUAUACUUCAAUGCCAGCAUCUACGACAUUGGAAAGGCAGGAAAGAGAAUAUUGUUCAUUGAUCGUGGUAAAUCGGCCACGCAGUGGGCUACGAGGUAUAGUGAUGCCAACUUUGAAUGGCGAGGCAAGAUAAAAGAUUCCGCCUCGGAAGAAUAUAUCAAAGCCCAAGGGAGAGAAAUCGCGAAGGAGAUGGAUAAAAUGGGCUACAAAUUUUUGACAAAUAACUGCAGGACGUUUGCAAAUAAAUUAUGGGAAGCGAUCAAAGCUUAG
Penicillium taxi is the source of this 363-nucleotide messenger RNA. RefSeq lists its product as uncharacterized. NCBI's taxonomy places the organism in Eukaryota, Fungi, Ascomycota, Eurotiomycetes, Eurotiales, Aspergillaceae. The coding region runs from base 1 to 363 and encodes 120 amino acids. The record is from RefSeq and is a predicted model, not a curated record. The transcript has a single exon.